AUUAGCACUUAAGCAAACUGGCUAGUCGGCGUAGAUAGCUAACUUAAAGUUAAUGUUAUAUUUAUCAAACACUACGUUACCGGCCUAUGACAUUGUAAGCAUUUUAUUGCAACAUACUAUACCGUCAUUACUACAUUAACUCUGUGGUUUGCGAGUUUGAAGCUAAAGGUUUGAGCUUGUCAGGAGACACAAAAGAAAAUGGACUUACCCUCUUCUGACCUACCGUCCACCUCACUUAAAGAUUCACAGAUGACAGAAGACUCAAACCACAGUCCAUCAAGAGGGAAGUCCUCGAGCAACAGUAUGACUGACACUGGAGAGCAGCACACCAGCUCAGGUAUAGAUGACAUCAGCAAGAGUGCUCAGGAGCUGGUGAUAAAGAUAAACGACAGCCGCACCAGUGACCAGAAAGUGUUCAACAGCUUCCAGGAGAAGUUAUUGAAGAAGGUGACUGAGAUGUGUCAACAGAUGCAGGAGCACAUGUACAACGUCUAUGAAGAGAACAGUAAUGUGAUGCAGGUGUAUCUGCAAGAGUUGUCAGACGUGCUGGAGCGCUGCAGUCAGCUCAACAGUGAGCUCUUCAACGCCAGUCAGGCACUAGAGAGUCUUAGAGGGGGCCUGGCCAUUAGCCAUGCAUCAGAACCCUGAGAAAUUCCUGCUCUGGUGUCUGUAUUAUUGAUCUAGUUCAUGUGUUCUUAUUUUGUAAUUUUAUGCAGAGUAUUCAGAAUAGCUGACUGUCCAAAUGCUGUAGACUGUCUUUGCAGGACUGUAGUUCAGGUUACGGCUCAUGAUCACAGUCAAAGAACACAAAAACAA
Messenger RNA from Epinephelus lanceolatus (giant grouper), 816 nucleotides. It is a transcript of the gene syce2, whose product is annotated as synaptonemal complex central element protein 2. Gene Ontology annotation, cellular component: central element. NCBI's taxonomy places the organism in Eukaryota, Metazoa, Chordata, Actinopteri, Perciformes, Serranidae. Gene Ontology annotation, biological process: synaptonemal complex assembly. The record is from RefSeq and is a predicted model, not a curated record.